This is a messenger RNA of Medioppia subpectinata, 317 nucleotides long. The record is from the annotation of a GenBank genome assembly. NCBI's taxonomy places the organism in Eukaryota, Metazoa, Arthropoda, Arachnida, Sarcoptiformes, Oppiidae.
GCGCUGAUCGACGCCGAGGCCACUUUGGCCGCCUGUGCCGCCGCUGUCCGCUGCAGUCCGUCUAUCAGUUCCCAUCACUCCAUACCCGACGGCUGUUCCGAAUCCGAAGUGACUUUAGAGACACCGCUCGUUAAUAGCGUUAGACAUAAGUUUUAUACACACGAGGCCUCAAAUCCAGAUAAAAGCGCGACUCAUGUCUAAUUAGAUGGGAAGUGGAUGUGAACCAAAAGUGACAAUUAAAUAUAUGUAAUAUUUAUAUACAGUGCAUAACAUCUAUAUAUGGUUUGGAGAGAAAACAACAGAAAAAUAAUAACGGA